This is a messenger RNA of Perognathus longimembris pacificus (Pacific pocket mouse), 1910 nucleotides long. RefSeq names its product caveolae associated protein 2 (gene Cavin2). NCBI's taxonomy places the organism in Eukaryota, Metazoa, Chordata, Mammalia, Rodentia, Heteromyidae. The transcript is spliced from 2 exons. The record is from RefSeq and is a predicted model, not a curated record. Gene Ontology annotation, cellular component: caveola; cytoplasm. The coding region runs from base 288 to 1550 and encodes 420 amino acids. Gene Ontology annotation, molecular function: protein kinase C binding.
AAACCCAAGUAAACCUGCAGCAAAGUGCCCUGGACUGUGGAGAACGUGGUUAGGAAAUGAGUGCUUGUUUCUGAACUGAGUGGUUUGGUUCUGCAACCUUCGCCUCCCACUGGGUGGAGUAGAGCCUUUAAGAGCAGCUGGAAUGCAGUUCCCCUCAUCAGCUUAGACAGCUGAACUUCUGCCACUCCUGGACAGUGGUGCUCAGAGCUCACACCAGCGGGGCCACCUUCUGCCUCACCGCCGCCUCCCUGCUCUCCAGACUAGUAGCUCCAGGCAGAGAAGCAGCCAUGGGAGAGGACGCUAUACAAGCAGAGAAGUCCCAGCAUACGAAUGCUGACAUGCUCCAAGAAAAGCCAUCGAGCCCUAGCCCCAUGCCUUCCUCCACGCCAAGCCCCAGCCUGAACCUAGGGAGCACAGACGAGGCCAUUCGGGACAACUCCCAGGUAAAUGCUGUCACCGUGCACACGCUCCUAGAUAAGCUGGUGACCAUGCUAGACACCGUGCAGGAGAACCAGCAUAAGAUGGAGCAGCGGCAGAUCAGCCUGGAGGGCUCAGUGAAGGGCAUCCAGAACGACCUCACCAAGCUCUCCAAGUACCAGGCCUCCACCAGCAACACCGUGAGCAAGCUGCUGGAGAAGUCUCGCAAAGUCAGUGCCCAUACGCGCGCCGUCAAGGAGCGCAUGGAGAGACAGUGUGCACAGGUGAAGAGGCUGGAAAACAACCACGCUCAGCUCCUGAGACGCAAUCAUUUUAAAGUGCUCAUCUUCCAGGAAGAAAAUGAGAUCCCUGCCAACGUGUUUGUAAAAGAGCCGGUUUCCAGCCUGGCGGAAGGAAAGGAGGAGCUAGCAGAUGAAAACAAGUCCCUGGAGGAGACACUGCACACCGUGGACCUCUCCUCCGAUGAUGAAUUGGCCCAUGAGGAGGAGGCGCCUGAAGACAGCGCAGAGGAGAAGGCCGAGGAAAGUAGGGCAGAGAAAAUCAAAAGAUCCAGCCUCAGGAAGGUAGAUAGCCUCAAGAAAGCAUUUUCUCGCCAGAACAUCGAGAAAAAGAUGAACAAGCUAGGGACAAAGAUCGUAUCUGUAGAGAGGAGAGAGAAAAUUAAGAAAUCUCUCACUUCCAAUCACCAGAAAACAUCCUCAGGGAAAAGCUCCCCCUUCAAGGUUUCCCCCCUCACUUUCGGUAGAAAGAAAGUCAGGGAAGGAGAAAGCCCGGUAGAAAAUGACACCAAGUCAGAAGACUUGGCAAGCAACGAGCAGAUACCAAAUGACCACGACGAGAGCUCAUUCACAGAGGGUCUUUCUGAAGCCUCGCUCCACAGCGCCCUGGCAGAGGGGCAGAGCGCUGGAGACCCGGCUAAGGGGAGUAAGUCAGGAACGGACAGCAACGUCAACUUGACGAUUAUGGAAGAUGAAGAAGAGGAAUCGGUGGCUUUGGAACAGGCACACAGGGUGCGCUAUGAGGGUGGCUAUGGCCUAGCUUCUGAGGAGACAGAGCAGUCAGGUGAGGAACCCGUGCAGCCAGCUGUGCUCCAGGUGAACCAGACUGCCUGAGCACAGAGACCGUGUGCCCAGCCCGUGCUUUCCUUCAGGGGGCAAGCCAUGGCCUAGAAACAAAUUCCUCCCCAAGGCCAGCACUGCCCGCUGGCCCUCUCACUGAUCUCUCACGGUAAUCACAUUCCAAGUAGCAGCACCCUACACACAAGAAAUCAAGAGCACUUAUGUCAGGGGCUCCACUUUUAAUUUGCAUCUGAUGUUUCUAUAGAAUUUCUCCCAAAUUGCCAGGAGGGAAAAAAUGGAGCAGUUGGAAGGCACUGAUCCAUUUGGCUUAGGAAGAAAAUCUAAAGAGCACUUAAGAUAGUCGUCAUGAAACGAUGAAAGUAUAUAUAUAUAUAUAUAUAUAUAUAUAUAUAU